AUGGCCUUUCAAGUAGGAACUUCUUCCUCUUCUUCAUUGCCAUUAUCUCCUGUCAUCCCUUCACAGAAUCAUGAUAUAUUCCUAAGCUUUAGAGGUAAAGAUGUUCGCCACAAGUUUAUUGCUCAUCUAAACCGAGCUUUACGUCAAAGUGGAAUCAAGACUUACAUGGAUGGUGUCGACCUUGAGAGAGGAGAACAAAUUUCAUCAGAACUUUUUAAAGCUAUUGAAGAGUCAAGGAUUUCAAUCAUUGUACUUUCUAAAAACUAUGCAGAAUCCAAAUGGUGCUUGGAUGAGUUAUUGAAGAUUCUUGAGUGCAGGAAAACAUUCAAACAAACUGUUCUACCGAUAUUCUAUGAGAUAAAACCAUCAGACGUACGAGAUCAAAAAGGAAGCUUUGGAGAAGCAUUCACUAAACUUGGAAAGAAAAUCAAGGAUGACAUAAAGCUGCUAGAGUAUUGGAAGGAAGCUCUAGAAGAAGUAGCCAAAUUGUCCGGGUUGGAAUAUAUAGCGUUCGAGGAUGAUGAGUCAAAAUUUAUCCAAAACAUCAUUGGGUGGAUCAACUCAAAAAUAGUAAAGCAAACACCUCUAAGCGUUGCCAAAUAUCCAGUUGGGAUAGAGUAUCGUAAACAAGAUAUUUAUCAGCAUUUAAGUGUUGAAAGAAAUGAUAUUAUACGUAUUGUAGGGAUAUUCGGACCCGGUGGAAUUGGUAAGACGACUAUUUCAAAAGAUAUCUAUAACCAGAUUUCCUCUCAAUUUGAAGGAAGUUGUUUCUUGAGUAAUAUUAGAGAAAUUUCAGAACAAGCAGGAGGUUUGAUUCAGCUGCAAAAUACCCUUCUUGUUGAUAUUUUAGGAACAAGUUUGGAUGUUCGUGAUACUGAAAAAGGAAUGAAUAUGAUUAAGGACAGACUUUGUUCUAAAAGGGUUCUGCUAAUUCUUGAUGAUGUGGAUGAGUUGGUCCAAAUUGAAAAAUUAGUUGGAGAUUGCGGUUGGUUUGGUUUGGGAAGUAGAAUAAUCGUGACAACAAGAGAUCAACAAUUACUAAAAAUCUCGGAAGUUGAUUCAAUGUACGAGUUGAAGCCCUUGGAUGAAAAUGAAGCUCUUCGGCUCUUUAGCUUGCAUGCUUUCAAGGAAGAUGAACCAUCUUAUGAGUAUGUGGACCUCGCUAAACAAGUAAUACAAUAUGCUAAGGGCCUUCCAUUGGCUUUAGUAGUGCUAGGUUCAGAUCUAAAGGGUAAAAGUACAAAUCAAUGGAAGAGUGCAUUGGAUAAGUAUAAAACCAUUCCCCACAAAAAUAUUCAGAAAGUACUUUUAGUGAGUUAUGAAGGAUUAGAUAAUAAUGAGAAGGAAAUGUUUCUUGAUAUUGCCUUUUUCUUUGAGGGAGAACAUUUGGCUAAUAUCAUGAAAAUAUUUCACAGUUGUGAUUUUUUUCCUGAUGAUGGUAUUGACAGGCUUAAAGACAAAUGUCUUAUUUCUAUUGAACGUGGAUAUGUUCGGAUGCAUGACUUGCUACAAGAUAUGGGUCGAGAAAUUAUUCGUCUGGAAUCACCCAACGAACCUGGCCAACGUAGUAGAUUGUUUUUCCAUGAAGAUGUCUUCAUGUGUUGGAAGAAAGCAUGUGGACCUAAUUAUCUCUCCAAUGAGUUAAGAGUACUUGAUUGGUUUGAAUAUCCGCUACAAUCUUUGCCACCCAAUUUCCAUGGAAAUAAACUCAUUAUCUUUAAAAUGCGUGGUGGCUUCAUCAAGGAGUUAAGCUUCAUCAAGUUUAAGAAUUUGACAAAUAUGGAUUUCAGUGAUUGUAAUUUCUUGACAAAAGUUCCAGAUGUUUCGAGCAUCCCAAACAUGGAGAAAUUGAUUGCCACAAAUUGUACAAAUUUAGUUGAGGUGCAUGAUUCCGUCGGAUCCCUGGGGAUUCUUUUGCUCUUGAGUUUUUGGGGAUGCUCUAACCUCAGAAUUCUUCCAAGAAGCCUCAAGUUGAGAUCUUUAGAUGUACUUGAACUUUAUGGUUGCUCAAGCCUUCGUAGCUUUCCUGAAAUUGGUUGUGAAAUGAAUUCUUUAACUAGUUUAAAUCUAUCGGGCACUGCAGUGGAAGAACUACCAUUAUCAAUUGACAAUCUUACUAAACUUGAUAAAUUAUAUCUAGAUAAGUGCAAAAACCUUAAGCGUCUCCCAAUUAACAUUAUUCUUCGGUUGCAACAUUUAAGGGAUGUUGGGAUAUUUGUUGGUUGUACAAAUCUAGUAAAGAAGAUGGGGUCUACAACAAUGGAAGAUGAGAUUUCAUCGAAUGAAGAACAACUCCAAGAAUUAGCGCCUCCAACGAAUUCUAGCAAUGGAAGCAGUGCAUUACAAGUACUGUUGAAUCGUCAGAAUUGUUUCCAAUCAGAAUUAAAUUUCUUUCCAAUAUCAAGUUUCUUUACCAUGUUUAAUUCUUCGGCCACUUUGAUUGAUUUAAAUCUAUCAGGAAGUGAAUUUGUUAGCCUUCCCACAAGCAUCAAAGGAUUUGUUGCACUCGGUGGUCUCUACUUGGAGGAUUGCAAAAAACUUAAAGAAAUCUUAGAACUUCCACCAAAUAUAGAUUAUAUAAGUGUUAGGCGAUGCAAGUCGUUAGAAAAAUUUCCAGAAGUAUCAAGAAUAAUGGAAUUCAAUGGAAGCCACAUUAAAUCGCUAGAUUAUAUUGAAUAA
This is a messenger RNA of Carya illinoinensis, 2679 nucleotides long. RefSeq names its product disease resistance protein Roq1-like. Gene Ontology annotation, biological process: defense response; signal transduction. The record is from RefSeq and is a predicted model, not a curated record. Gene Ontology annotation, molecular function: ADP binding. The transcript is spliced from 4 exons. NCBI's taxonomy places the organism in Eukaryota, Viridiplantae, Streptophyta, Magnoliopsida, Fagales, Juglandaceae. The coding region runs from base 1 to 2679 and encodes 892 amino acids.